AUGUCGAGUUUUAAUUUUCAAUUUGGACUUAUCAACCCAAGUUUGAGUGAGCUACUCAAAAUCAGGUUCUGUUUGGUAGGGCGUAAAACAUUUUCACUGAAAAGUGUUUUCCCAUUUUACAUUAUUUGGUUUGGUUUUUUGAUCAAACAAAAUAAUUCAAACUCCAAAAAAAACAACCAAAAUGCACUCCCACCUCUUCUCCACCAUCUUUCUCAUCAUCUUCCUCACCUCACUUUCCACCACCUUCUCACAACCCCACCACCUCCUCAAAGCACCUUCUUCCGAGCCAACACCACCGCAACCGAAUCCAUCCAGUUGACCCCGUUUUUGGGUUCCUUUUUGGAUGGAGAAAGUCAUACUUUUGAGCUAGGGGUGGCUAAUUCGCUUAGUUUUUGGUUGGUUGAUGCGAAUUUGCAUGUUUGGGUGGACAAGAAUUCAACUCAGGUUGAGGGGAUGGUGGCUGUUAGUGAGCCAUCUGAGUAUGAAGAGUCGCGGGAGUACAAGUUCAAGCAAUUGGAUGGAUCAUUUGAGAUUGAAGCUGAGAGAACGAGUCAAUCUUCUGGAUGGGUUAAUUGUAGUACUGGUAAUUUUACCACUAGUAUAACUCAGAAAUUGAAAUACAAGAAUUCGAUCGAGUUUCAAGGAGCUGGUACACAAAAGACUGUUGAGCAGAAGUUAAAGGUGAAAACAGAAGUGAGGGUGGUAGCAGAAGACGGCACAGUGGUCUCUUUAAGAACAUCAAAACGUCAAUAUCCACUUCAGAUUGUAACUUCAACGAUCCCUGGACCGGAGAUAGAUACAGAGGUGAUGACUACAACCAUAUCAAACGAAUUGAAAGUGAAGUCCUCUGAUGGGAAUGUGAAAACAACUCUUCAAAACACUCAAGAGUCAGAGGGUUCAAUGAUGGUAAAGGAUCAUUCAGUUCUUUCCGGUAGAGCUGUAACUCGUCAAACUUUGAGCUUGAAGGGAACUAGCUGCUUUUCAAGGAGCGCUGAAGCAGCUGAGGGGAUACUUCUGAGGGAUGAUUCAAUUGUUGCUUGCUCCAAUCUCAACAAUGAUCACAAUGAUUUAUUGAGCGCUUGGUAGACUUACAGAACUCUUGAUUUUGCAUGAUUAUGGAAGAUUUUGAAGCUUCACUGUUAGAACAAUAAUGUAUCAUGUGGCCAGUGCUUAGCUUUUAUAUUCAUUAUUUAUGCACUCUGGCUAUCAUGUCUCCUCUUUACCUUUGUAAAUUACAUUACUUGUAUCUUUGUUUCUGUUUGUUUGAAUGUGUGUAGUGUGCUACUGGUUUUUUAUACCUGUUGUACUUUUCCCAUGUAAUGAGUUUCUUUUGGAGUUUGAGGAAUGAAGUUUUAUACUGCCAUAUGUUGCAAUGGCUGUUUUUCAAACUCAUUUUCUUGCGAUAUGAUCAAACAUUGCACACUUUAUAUUACUGUCUUUACUGAAUUUUACUUUUCUCGACUCUCCUUUAAUGUAUACAAACCAUUUGAAUCGCGAGGAGUAUAAGCAAUCUCUUACAGGUUAGUUAAUG
Messenger RNA from Chenopodium quinoa (quinoa), 1531 nucleotides. Its product is annotated as peptide-N4-(N-acetyl-beta-glucosaminyl)asparagine amidase A-like. The coding region runs from base 1 to 1086 and encodes 361 amino acids. The record is from RefSeq and is a predicted model, not a curated record. The transcript is spliced from 3 exons. Lineage: Eukaryota; Viridiplantae; Streptophyta; Magnoliopsida; Caryophyllales; Amaranthaceae. Gene Ontology annotation, cellular component: vacuole.